Molecule: messenger RNA, 1793 nt
Organism: Amphiprion ocellaris (clown anemonefish)
Lineage: Eukaryota; Metazoa; Chordata; Actinopteri; Pomacentridae
Product: endoplasmic reticulum-Golgi intermediate compartment protein 2-like
Exons: 13
Coding region: 38-1165 (375 amino acids)
Biological process (GO): endoplasmic reticulum to Golgi vesicle-mediated transport; retrograde vesicle-mediated transport, Golgi to endoplasmic reticulum
Cellular component (GO): endoplasmic reticulum; membrane; COPII-coated ER to Golgi transport vesicle
Source: RefSeq, a predicted model, not a curated record
UUUAUGAGGGAGAUACCCCUCCGCUGCCGGUCCCAAGAUGAGGAGGCUGACGAGGAAGAAGGCCCUGACUCUGGUGAAGGAGUUGGACGCCUUUCCUAAAGUUCCUGAGAGCUACGUGGAGUCCACAGCCAGCGGUGGGACAGUGUCUCUGAUAGCCUUCACUGUCAUGGCUGUCCUUGCCUUCCUGGAAUUCUUUGUGUACAGAAACACAUGGAUGAAGUACGAAUAUGAGGUGGAUAAAGAUUUCAGCAGUAAACUGAAGAUAAAUGUGGAUAUUACAGUUGCCAUGAGAUGCCAGUAUAUAGGCGCAGAUGUCUUAGAUCUGGCAGAGACCAUGGUCGCUUCUGAUGGCUUAAAAUAUGAACCAGUCAACUUUGAGCUGUCACCACAGCAAAGAUUAUGGCAGAUGACUCUUCUCCACAUCCAGGAGCGUCUGAGAGUCGAGCACUCUCUGCAGGAUUUACUCUUCAAGGCUGCAAUAAAAGGAUCUCCUCCUGCUCAGACUCAGGGCGAGGACAGCUCCACUUCCCUUAGUGCCUGCAGGAUACAUGGACAUCUGUAUGUCAACAAGGUGGCAGGAAAUUUCCACAUUACUGUUGGAAAGUCCAUCCCACACCCCAGAGGCCAUGCCCACCUAGCUGCCCUUGUCAGCCAUGAUUCUUUUAACUUUUCUCACCGGAUUGACCACCUGUCCUUUGGAGAGGCCAUCCCUGGAAUUAUCAGCCCUCUGGACGGCACAGAGAAAGUCUCUGCUGACUCAAACCACAUGUUUCAGUAUUUCAUCACCAUUGUGCCCACCAAGCUGAACACCUACAAAGUUUCUGCAGAAACACAUCAGUAUUCAGUCACCGAACAGGAGCGAGUGAUAAACCAUGCUGCAGGCAGCCAUGGAGUCUCAGGGAUCUUUAUGAAAUACGACAUCAGCUCGCUCAUGGUCAAAGUCACGGAGACCCACAUGCCCCUCUGGCAGUUUCUCAUCAGACUCUGCGGCAUCAUCGGAGGCAUUUUCUCCACCACAGGCAUGAUCCACAGUUUGGUUGGAUUCUUGGUUGAUGUAAUUUGCUGUCGCUUCCAAAUGGGAAUCUACAAACCGCUUAAUAAGACUCCUCCGGAUGUGCAGGAAAACAGUGGGAACAGUGAAACUCUGCUUCCUACAGAAAACUAACCUCAGUAAUGAGACAACAACAGCAGCUGCUCGUGAUCGUCACCCACAGACAGCAAGGAGAUGCUGGGGAAAUGUUUACAAGUAGUGUUACUAUAAAGUAUGUCCCUGCUCAGAAAUAUGUAAGAUUUUUUAGCUUUUUGUCUUUCUUUUUACAUUUUUUUAUCGAGUAGGAGUAAGAUUCAGAUCUGACUGUUCAUCCACCUCCAAAGAAUUGUAAUCAAUACCUCCACUAAUUAUGUCACCUUCACUGGAAAGCAGAAAAGCAUAAUUUUUUUUACUCAUUAUUGUGGCUCUGACUGUAUGGACUACAACGGUACCUGCAGGCCUAUCGUACACCUGCAGCUUCACUUAUUUUGGCUCAUUUGAUGUCUUUGUAGCGGUGCAUCGUACGGUUACUUGACAUCUCCCUGAAAGAUUAGUUUCACAGUUCUGGUUCUUUAAAACGGUUCGAUGACCUCCAGAACCUCCCUGCUGACAAGACUUCUAAUCAGCUCCAAUGAAGAGAAGACCUGUGUGAGUGUGAAGCGACUUUCAUGUGGAAUUGUGUGAAAAGAUUGGGAAGGUGUGUUUUGUGUAAAUGAUUGUUGAAAUGAUACUGCUGUGUCGAUUAAAAUCCAUUUUCCGUUGA